AUGGUACGGAUGAUGAUGAACAAAGAUAUGUUACUUCAUCAUCAACAACAAGUGGAGGAAAACAUGUCGAAUCUAACAUCAGCUUCAGGAGAUCAAGCAAGUGUGUCUUCAGGAAACAGAACUGAAACUAGUGGCUCCAACUUUCAUUACAACAUUAAUCCAAACCAGCAACAAGAACAGUGUUUUGUUCCACAAUCAUCUCAAAAGAAGAAGAGAAACCAACCAGGCAAUCCCGACCCAGAAGCAGAAGUGAUGGCUUUAUCACCAAAAACACUAAUGGCAACAAACAGAUUCAUAUGCGAGAUCUGUAACAAAGGGUUUCAAAGAGACCAGAACUUGCAACUUCACAAGAGAGGACACAAUCUACCAUGGAAGCUCAAGCAAAGAUCAACCAAAGAUGUGAUAAGGAAGAAAGUGUAUGUCUGUCCUGAGCCAAGCUGUGUCCAUCAUCACCCAUCAAGAGCUCUGGGAGACUUAACCGGAAUCAAGAAGCAUUUCUUCAGAAAACAUGGCGAGAAAAAAUGGAAAUGCGAAAAGUGUUCGAAGAAAUAUGCGGUGCAAUCAGAUUGGAAGGCUCAUGCUAAGACUUGUGGCACUAAAGAAUACAAAUGUGACUGUGGUACUCUCUUUUCUAGGAGGGAUAGUUUCAUAACUCACAGAGCAUUUUGUGAUGCAUUAGCAGAAGAGAGUGCAAGAGCCAUACCAAAUCCUAUUAUCAUCCAAUCUUCUACUUGUUCCCCUUCUCAUCAACAACAUCAUCAAACACAACAAAACAUCAACUUCUCUUCUUCUUCCCAAAACAUCAUCAGCAACAAUAACCUCCAUGGUCAUGAAUUUCCUAUGAAGCAAGAAGAACCUCAUCAUCACUUCCAAAACAUCCCUUCUUGGCUUGCCUCAGCAAACCCUAACCCUAAUGGCAACAGUGGUAAUUUCUUCCCUCUUGCUUCUUCUUCUUCUGCAACCACCGGAAGAUCCAACCUCCAUCAAUCAUCUCCGGCUAUGUCAGCCACGGCUUUGCUCCAGAAAGCAGCUCAAAUGGGUCCCAAAAAGUCAACAACUAAUCCAGAGGAAGAAGAGAGGUCGUCUUCAAGGUCAGGCUAUAACCUCAUCACGACCACGAUGGCGGGGAUGAUGACGUCGCCGUCAGAACCAGGAUUCGGAUUUCAAGACUACUAUGUGAUGAAUAAUCAUCAUCACGGCGGAGGAGAAACUUUCAACGGUGGUUUUAUCGGCGGAGUUGAGAAGAACGACGUCGGCGCCGGCGACAGUGGAGGAGAGACGAGGGAUUUCUUGGGGCUGAGAUCGUUAAUGUCUCAUAACGAGAUUCUAAGUUUCGCUAAUAAUCUUGGUAGCUGUAUCAACAACACUUCUGCUUCGGAGCAACAACAACAACAACAUAGCCAUCAUCAAGAUUAG
Thlaspi arvense is the source of this 1416-nucleotide messenger RNA. The record is from the annotation of a GenBank genome assembly. NCBI's taxonomy places the organism in Eukaryota, Viridiplantae, Streptophyta, Magnoliopsida, Brassicales, Brassicaceae.